AUUGACAGAGUUUGUCAACGCUUUUUGAUCAGAAGCUAUAAUCUAUUAUAGUCAAUUAUAAAAACGAUUUGAUUAAGAUCUAAUUUUUAAGAUUACGUUCAUUAUGUCUAAAACUGCGCAAAAGCAAUUUCGUACAAUGUAUUUCCAGUACCCCAUUGGAAACUAAUUGAGGAGUCUGUUUAUGGGGCAAUAAAAAGUUCAAUAUAUGCAAAAUGUAUCAAAAUGUUAUAGAUAGCGAUUUGCAGGAUGGCAUUGACAGUAAAGAUCUGGCAAAAAAUCUAGAACAUUGGAUGACCGAACUGCCCCAACAACUCAGGAGGGUACCAAUUAUUUAUCUAGCUAUACCUGGUUCCCAUGAUAGUUUUACUGUAGAUAUAACAAUGAAUUCAAAGGUUGCUCCAGAUGCUGAAAAAAUUCUUCAAAAAUUACAAUGUCUUCUUUGCUUAAGAUACAUAAUGGCCAGAUGGUCAAAAACACAGUCCUAUUCAGCAAGUGAACAACUUAGGUCAGGUAUAAGAUUUUUUGAUUUGAGAAUUGCUACUAAAGAAAGGGAAGACAAUUUAUACUUUGUGCAUGGGUUGUACUCAGAUGAGGUGCAAACUGUCUUGGACGAUAUAGUUUCAUUUUUAGAAACCCAUCCACAGGAAGUUGUUAUUUUAGAUUGUCAACAUUUUUAUGGAUUUACGCGGCAGACUCACAUUAGAUUCAUGCAAUUGCUUACAUCUACUUUCGGAGCUAAACUGUUACCUUACACGGAACAUAUGGACUUUCUAACAUUAGAGUACCUGACUACUCUGUUUGGAUACCAAGUUAUAACUGUGUAUCGAUCAGACGAAGCUCGUUUUGGACAACCUUUACUAUGGCCUUCUGCAAAUUUUCCAAAUCCAUGGCCUAAUACUUAUAAUCAAACUGAUUUAUUUAAUGAUUUGGACUCCGGAUUAAAAUCAAGAUCUUUAUCUGUGGGGUUUGUGAGUCAGUGCAUUUUAACUCCUAGUCUUUCAUAUAUUUUUAAGAAUUUAUUUAGUAACUUAAAAGACAAAUGUGGAUUUGAUUUAGAAGACAUAAGAACAAGAUGGAUUUCUAAACAAUGUCCAGGCCCAAAUGGAGGUUUUAAUAUUGUUAUUGCGGAUUUUGUGGAUUUAUCAGAUAAUUUGUUUGCGAAAACUGUGAUUAAUUUAAAUUUAAAAUUGUUGAAUGUUCAAAAUCUGAAGCCUUGCUACCCUAUAUUAACAAUUGUAAAUGAAGCAAAUAAUAAGUAUUAACAUG
Cylas formicarius (sweet potato weevil) is the source of this 1266-nucleotide messenger RNA. Its product is annotated as PI-PLC X domain-containing protein 3. The record is from RefSeq and is a predicted model, not a curated record. Gene Ontology annotation, biological process: lipid metabolic process. Bases 213 to 1262 code for a protein of 349 amino acids. The transcript has 5 exons. NCBI's taxonomy places the organism in Eukaryota, Metazoa, Arthropoda, Insecta, Coleoptera, Brentidae. Gene Ontology annotation, molecular function: phosphoric diester hydrolase activity.